Messenger RNA from Nomia melanderi (Alkali bee), 10721 nucleotides. The record is from RefSeq and is a predicted model, not a curated record. NCBI's taxonomy places the organism in Eukaryota, Metazoa, Arthropoda, Insecta, Hymenoptera, Halictidae.
GGGGGAUCGUGCGCGCCUCAUGGCCCUGUUGUUUGUUGGCCCGUCGUGAUCACGAGGAGAAGAGUUCUCCGAGUGUGACCGUGUUGUUUCUGGUGUUUUUUGGUGGAAAAAAUAACGAAGUGGUGAUCGGUGCUCACGGGUUGUUUCUUCACUGCGGUUUCAGUGCUACGUGGGGUUUUCUUUUUUGGGGGAGAGGCACGCUCGCCGGAGGAUCGGAAUAGAGGAAAAGAGAACGACAGAGAUAGAAGGGAGGAGAGAGAAAGAGGCUCCCCAAGAUAGACAGAGAGAGAGAGAGAGUGGUACACGGAGGGAUAGAGAUAUAGAAACAGAGGAAGAGAAAAAGAGAAAGCAGGAGAGAGGGAGGGAAAGAGAGACAGAGAGAGAAGGAGAAGCAGAUAGAUAGACAGAGGAGGAGAAAGGGUGAUUGGAAGACCCGGCUGGCGAUCCGAAUUCGCGGAUUCGACACGCCGCGGUUGCCGAUCCAUAAUAUGGCGUACAAGUUUCGCGAAGAGAUCGUGGGAAAGAGGUUUCUCUCGGUGAGUGGUUUCUCCAAGCUAAAGGUGAAUAAGAUCAGUGAGUGGGGGUGGCGUGCAGGGGUGAUUCGUGCUGCCAGUCAUAGGGAUAACGGCUGUCAUGAUCUUCAGAUCCUCGUAGAAUACGACGACGUAGAGUGGCAAAGAAGAGAAUGGCUAUCGCCGCACAGGGACGCAGUGUUCUCCUUCUUCUUGGUGGAAAAGGGUCUGAACUGGGCCGAGCGACCUGACCCCAGGCAUGCCAGCCUCAUCGCCAUCGAUCAUCACAACCACGCAAAUAAUAACCACCACCACCAUCACCGCAUCAACGGGAAACCUUUGAGGGGCGCCACUGCUGUCGCGAACACGGUCGCCUGGCCAGCCCUCACAUUCUACCCCCUAGUGGCACGCGCCGACUUGCCGGAAGACGCGAUGCCUCUCGAGUUCAUGCAGGAUCGAAGGCUGGACUUCGUCGAUUACACGAAGCUGAAACCGUUCACCCAGGACUGGGAGCUGACGAAAGGCGCGGUGGCUUGGGCGAGCGCGGUCAGACGAUGGGCAGAGAUGCAGGACGGGCAGAGGAUCCUGCUGACAACGCCAAGCGUCCUGGUCGGCUUCAGGGUCGAGGUUUAUCGGGCCGAGGGCACCACGCAAUGGUACACUGCCGUCAUUGUUGGUUACAACGAGUCCACCAAGGACUUGACCGUCACUGAUGACACUGUCCUCGAGGAUCACAACGAGGACCCUAGUUUAGUACAAAUGCGGCUGAUCGGAGACGGAGUGGUCGAGAGCAUCAUGAGAGGCGAGGUCGUCGGCAUGACACCGAGAAGGUCGAGGUCAUCAACUGCUCUGACGCACGCGCUGGUCGUGCCGCGACCUGGAAGGAGGCCCCGAGGACGUCCUGGGAACACCGCACAGUUGCAGACGACGCCCAGGAUACAGAGUCCCAUCUCGCAGCAUCUUGAAAAAGAAAAGAACACCGCGCGGAACAGUCGGCGUAGACGAGUGAGCGAAGGUGCGAGCCGCGACAGGUUAGAGAAGGACUCGGAGACCGGUCUGUCGACGCGGCAAGAGGACCGGGAGAACAAGGGUCCGCAGUCAAGUCGGCCGAGCAAUCGUAUACCGCGUACGGUAUUGGAAGAAGCGAACAGUGCGUCGAGCAGCGCUUCGAAGCUCCGGAAACGCGGCACCGCUGUGAAAAGUCCGGUUGAGAGUCCGUCGUCGCAGAGGCCAGUGCGACGGAGGCCAAGGCCGAGCGGUCAGGAAGCGAAGUCUGAGCCUUCGGAGGACCACGAAAGUCCGAGCAGCGUAAAGCCCGGCGAGAAAGAGGAGCGCCUCGGUAAUAGAUCCGAGGGUGAAGAACGCGGCAGGGAGGAGGACGAGGAGGAAGAGGAGGAGGAGGACGAGGAUCAAGACCAUUGCGAUCCCCUGACCAAGAGACUCAGAACAAGCCCGGUUGGUAGGAAGCUUAGGUCCGAACGGAAAGGGAAGGGUAACGAGGAAACCGCGUCGGAUCAAGACGAGGCGGAGGAGGAAAGCGGAAAGCAACAGCGGGACGGGUCGGGCAGAGAGGCCGAGAAGCUUGAGGAAGACGAGGAAAGCCAGUCGAGAGAACGGGACAGAGAACCGGAGCCACCACCUCCGGACAAAGUAGACCCCGGAGGCGCCGCGGCGACGCCCGAACGGAAACAGCUAGAUUCGGAAAAGGAGGAUCGGGGGAAGGAGGGCGGCAAGGAUCAGGUGUUCGUGAAUGGCUCGCUGGUGGCCGAACCUUCUUCUUUGGCCGGUGACAAAGCGGGCAGCGUCCUCCUCGAUGCCGACGCCGCGCUGCUGAAGCCAGCAGCGGCCAAACCGAAGGCAAAGGGCGUCGAGGAGGAGGAGGACGAGGAAGAGGACGAGGAGGAAGAGGAAACAGAGGAGCAGGACGAGGAGGAAGAGGACAGGGGCUCGCGUAGAACCGAGCUGACCACCGAGCUAGGCACGGAGGAUAGCGUGGGUAGCGUAAGCGGCGUGAGGGUGGCCAGCGUCGAAUCGGUCGUCGAGCUGCUGGAGUCUAGCAGUCAGGACUCAGGCUCCGUGCUGGAGAGGCUGAGUCCGCUUAGUAGCAGCGGCGGCGGCGGCUCUGGCAGGCAGAGCCUGCUCCUGGAGCAACACCAUCACCAUCACCUGCAACAGUACCAUCAGCAUCACCAUCAACAGGCGCAACAGCAGCAGCAGCAGCAGCAGCAACAACAACAACAACAACAGCAGCAGCAACAUCAUCAUCAGCAACAACGUUACUCGACCGGUAGCCCGGUGAUACACCAUCAUUCCCAACCGCAGCAUCAGUCGCAGCCGCAGUUACACCAGCAUCGAGUGGCCAGCAGUCCCCAUCAACACCACCAGCAUCAUCAUCAGCUGGCCUCGUCGAGCCUCCUAGAGGUGCAACAGCAGUCUCACACUGGGAGGGGCGGCGAUGAGGCCGGCCUUAUGGAAGUGGAGGCGGGGGCCGGUAUACCUGGAACUGGUGUCCUCGCCGGUGUGCCAACAGCGGUCGGUAUUCGAGGUGUCGGACCCGCGGCUGGUGGCGCCGCCGCGACCGGAACCUAUGGCGACAGCGGCUCCGACAGCGGGGUAAGCUCCCUGAGGAGCGCCGGCUCCGGCGACGAAAGAAGCGGUAGCAGGAGUUCCGCUCUCAGCGUCGACGAGAACACCACCUUGUUGACACCAACGGCCGCCACCACGCCGGCCCGCGUUUGGCACGUGCAGAGCAUACAGCACACAUCGUUGCUGAUGGCGCAUCCCCCAGCACCACCGCCCACGGCUGGCCCGAGUUCCGCAGCCGCGGCGGCAGCAGCGGCACCGCCGGUUGCCUAUCAGAGUUCAGCGCCACCGGGUCAUCAUCAUCCAGCGGUGGCAUCCGAGAUGCUUUGGAGGUCGCCCAGGUACCCGCCGUUGUCGCACGCUUUGUUAGGACCAGCUCAACCGAAUCCCGAGGAGCUGCUCGAGAGGGAGAGGAUCCUUCGGGAGCGGCGAGAAGCGGAAGUCCGGCUGGAGCGUGAACGCGAGAAAAGGGAGGCCAAGAUGGAGAGGGAGAGGCUCGAGAAGCAGAGGGCUGCCGAGCAAGCAGUUCACAAGCACUUCGAGGAGUCCCUCAGGCUGGCACAACAAAAGGUGUCUCAUGUUCCACAGAGAAACAUGCAGUCGACCUCGAUGGCGUGGAACACGUUCAUGUCGCUGCCGCCACCGGGUAGCAGGACGCAUGCCGCGCCUCACUCGGGGAUGACGGCGCACGUAGGUCAUCAUCAUCCGGGAGCGGGUGCGGGCAGCGCGCAUCCGGUCACUGUGGCGCAGCAACAGCAACGAGAACGGGAGGAACGAGAAAGAGAGGCGAGGGAACGGGACGCGAGGGAGCAAAGGCAGAGGGAAACUGAGAACCUGGGGAUAAGGGAACACCUGGCCGCGGCCGCGGCCGAGAGGCUGCACAGGCAAGCCGAGGCCAGGGAUCAUGUUGCGGCUCAGCAGAGGGCUGCUUAUUAUGCAGCCACAGCACCUCCGACUCAACAGGUGUCACGACCGUCGAGCGUACCUGGCAAAGUCGAUUACCCACCUCCGCCGGCGCACUCGAGGACAUCGAAGUCGUCGCUUCCAGUCAGUAGUCUUCACGAUAAACCACCGCAGGUGGUUGGACCGUCGCACAGCUCUCUGCCGAAAAUGGAGCCCAACGUGGGACUGUUCAGUUACUCGACGUAUCAGCCACAGUCGUCGUACAUGCACGACAUCAAGGUAAAGAGCGACGUGGGACAGCCGCACAAGUCACUGCCGAGCAAGGGCGGUUUGGCAGGCGGUCUCGACAGGGACCACCACGGCAGAGAGGUGCUGCAGAAUCCGCCCUCGUUGCUGGCAGACCACAAGAGCUCGGUGAUAGUGAAAAACGAGGGCCGCGAACUACCCAAGACGCCAGUCUCUCAGCAACACUCGCCGAGCCCGAAGAUUAUGCCGUAUCUGAGCGUGCAGUCAGUGGCGCCCCAGCACAAGCCGUACGAGUAUAGGAGUCCCACGCAGAGUCCGCAUCAUCUUCACCACCUAGACAGCAGCCUGCAAGCAGCGAAGAGUAUACCUCAAGGCCAUCACAGAAGCAGCAGCGGGCCGACGACCACGACACAGUUACCCAGCCCGCACGGGCAUCCACCGCAUUCGCACAAUCGACAGUCACCGCACGCUCAGCAUCCUCAUCAGCCACCGCAUCCGUCGCCACCCGAGCCCCGUUAUCUGACGAGGCCAGAAUCAGGGUUACCUUACGCCGCUGCCAAGUCCUCGUACCCGUAUCCACAUCCGCAUCCGCCCACGGCCUCGCCGACGUCCCAUUACGCAGCGCCGGCCGGCUCGAAGCCAAAAGUGAGCAGCCCGGCGCCGCCCCACAUCUACGGCAAACCGAACUCCGGCAUAAUGACCGGCACGCCGGUCUGCAGAGCCUCGGAGCCGGCUGUCGCUGCGCCGAUACCGCUCACCUCGAAGGCCGGCAGCUCGCCUUACCAACAAGUGCCUCAUCAUCACGGGGCGCCGCCACCACCCCUGCCGCCACCGGCUCACAGUAGAUCCGUCUACGACCCAAGAGGUUUCACCGGGUCAAUGCCAGCCACAAAACUACCGCCGCCUCCUCUUCAUGGCUCUCCGCCGACCGCGGCGUCCGCGCCUUUGUCCAGGCCGAUCGCUCAUCCCGCUCAUCAUACUAGCCCCCAUCAGCAGCCCGGUCAAACGGUGCAGCACUCGCAACCCCAGAUCAACACCACCUUCCAGACGCAACCACUCGACCUCGGCGUCGAGAGAUCUGGCUCGCCGAAGAGGAAGGCACCGACUCCCUCGUUGACCGAGAACCCCGGACAACCGGUAUCCCUCGAAGUCUGUAAGAAACGUAGGACCGAGGAACCACAGCCGUUGUCCCUGCAAUGUGUCGGACCUCCAAUAUUGUCACGGGUAAGCGAACCGAGUCCGUUGAUCGCCUCGGCCGCCACCUCCAUCACCACCGUGGUCAACACGGCAGCCUUGCUCGCUCAACCCAACACACAGACGCAGGAACGUACCGUGACUGCGGUCAGUCCAGCGCCUAGGACAGCCAGCGGCGAUGGCUCCGUGAGACCCGCAAGCACGGGCAGCGUGAGCUCGUUGAACCCUACGGUCAGUGCAGCUCCUAGUCCUGCGCCCAUACCAAGUCCGGCGCCUUCCACAGCACCCAGUCCAGCACCCAGUGCACCUGGUACACCGGCCAAAGCCAACGCCAGCACGUUGGACAGCGAAAAGUCCAACAGCCCGGCUCCAAGACCACCGAGCAGCACGAGCUACCCAGUUCAUAAACUGAAGAAAGCUUGGCUGCAGAGGCAUUCAGGCGAGGAUGGCACCGAAGACACCACUGGUGUCGUAGGCAGCGGGUCCUGCGUCACGUUACCUCUGAAUAUCUCUCAAGCCACCUCACAACCGCUCAACAACAAGGAACGGGAGUCCUCAUCUAACAACAGCAACACUAGCACCACGUGUCUGCCCAGUGCCGUGAACUCAAUUCACAAUAUCGGCACGAUGGCAGUGAACAGUAUCAAUAAGAGCAAAGUGACCACGAAGGGUGGACGAAAAUCCACCAACAAGGAGUCACUGAAUGGACACGCUACCGACUCAAAGAACUUGCAAGAAGACUCGUCCAGCAGCGACCCGGACCGGAAGUCGCCGCCGAAAAGGAAACCACCCAAGGUAAAACGAAAGAAGGGCGCCGCAAGGAGACAGCAAACAACCGCGGAAGAUCAGCGGAGACGGAAGGAAGACAAGCAAGUAGGAGGAGCUGGCGCAGGCAGUGAGUCUAGCAAUGAAAGUGAGGCUGGUUCUGCAAGUGACACCAGUGAACAGUUGGGUUCCAUUCAACCUGCAUCGAGGGUGCGGCAUACUACAGCCAAUUCCAACAAUUCCUCGGGAAACGGAAACAACAAGGAACCCAGGAAACGAGGUAGGAGACCAAAGACUACAAAAGGUAAUGAGUUAGGAGGUGAAGACCAACAACCGCGACAAAAAAAAGAACGUCGAGAUGACAGUACUAGCGGUGGUAACAGUGGGCCAGGUGGUAGCGGCGGAAGGGGUGAUCCCUUUCGUAGACCUCCGAUAUCACAACUAAAGAAAACUGGUGACAGCUGGUUGCAAGAUGGUGCUUGUUUCGAAGUCGCCCCGAAAUUGGCUAAAUGUCGUGAGUGCAGAUGGACACCGCACCAGCGCUCGAAAAACCUUCCACAAAAUAUUUUCUGCAGAUUUUAUGCAUUCCGUAGAUUACGGUACACCAAGACUGGACAAUUGGCUAUAGCUGGAUUCAGCGACCCGCACAAAGACGCGUCUGAGGUAGAUCUUCGGUUAUGGUUACCAGGAAAAGAUAAUUCGGAUACGAAGAAAGACGAAAAAUCUGACAAGAAUGAUAAAGAGAAAGGGGAUAAAGAAGAUCUGGAUUUAGAGAUGGCUCACCGACUACUUCGGCAAGUCGGUGACCAGUUUUGCGAUUUGCUCCAUCAAGAAAAAGACGCUCUUCAACAACACAAGGCAGAAGCAAAUUCGGGACUUGUAGACGGAACGGUAGCUUGGAAGCGAGUGGUUCAGGGUGUUCGAGAGAUGUGCGACGUGUGCGAGACGACUCUUUUCAAUUAUCACUGGGCCUGCGGUAAAUGCGGUUUCGUUGUGUGCAUCGAUUGUUACAAGGGACGCAAGAACGGAACGAUCAAGAUUUGGGGUGAAAGCGGGAAGGACAGGGACGAUUUCUCGUGGCUAUUGUGCACUAACAGACAAGUACACGAACCUGAACGACUGAUGCUCACGCAAAUCAUUGCCGGUGACAGUCUGAUACGUCUUGGGCAACGACUACACGAGUGCCGAGCAGAAUGGGGGAUCCCCCAACACUGCGGUUGCUCUCUGGUUGUUCAAACAUCUGCCAACGAGUUUCUACGGGGUUUGAUUAAGGGCGAUACGGUGCCGGUGAUGAACGGGAAUAUAAAGCAAGAGGUGAAGGAAGAAAAGAAGGUAAACGAGUCAAACGGAUCCUCGGAGAGCAAAACGAACGGAGAGGACAAGAACUCACCAUUGAAUUGGUUGGCGGACGUGGCAUUGCAAAACCAAGACAAGAACGAGAGUGGUUCGAGCUCAGAUUCUGAUGAAGAUCGAGACGGCAAUUAUUCGACCCUGCGGGAGUUGCUGAUCCGGCCUUCUCACAAGUCAAAUGGGAGCGGGUCCAGAUCGAACUCACCGACGAACAAUUCGAGCAACGUUAACACCGCGUCUGGGAACAACACGCAGAACAACGUGACAAAAUCGGGUAAGAAGUCCAAGAUGGAUACGCUGGAUGAAGUUAUAUCGAGCGUGAUCGAACAUAGUGUGAAGAAAGAGAGGGAAGGUGGACUGGACGAUGAGAAACCACGUGAGCUCAAGCAUUUCGUAAGGAGAUACAAAUGGACGCAAAAAGGAAGGGAACCGUUGCCUAUUCGAAUUAUGACGCUCACCGAAAGCAAGAGCCUCUACCCGGACGUGCCGCAUUCCUGGCUUUGUGACGGUAAAUUGCUCAGGUUAAAUGACCCAAACAACCCUAACAACUACAGAAUAUUUCAAGAUCAGUGGAAACGGGGUCAACCGGUGAUCGUGUCGGACGUCGCUAAGUCCUUGGACAUGAAUCUCUGGCAUCCGGACUCAUUCGCUCGAGACUUUGGCGAUGAGAAGAACGAUCUCAUCAACUGCAUGACCGGAAACCUAGUACCGAAUCAACCGAUGCGUAAAUUUUGGGAAGGAUUUGAGCACUUCUCGAAGAGAUUGAAGGACGAGAGAGGGAAUCCCAUGUUACUGAAGUUGAAGGAUUGGCCUCCGGGCGAGGACUUCGCGGAACUGUUGCCAUCAAGGUUCGCCGAUCUGAUGAAGGUACUUCCACUAUCGGAGUAUACGCAUCGGAACGGGAGAUUGAAUCUAGCUAGUCGUCUGCCCGAUUGUUUCGUCAGACCAGAUCUGGGACCGAAAAUGUACAACGCUUACGGUUCGGCUCUCCAUCCGAACAAGGGUACCACUAAUCUUCACCUAGACAUUUCCGAUGCGGUCAAUGUGAUGGUUUACGUGGGGAUUCCGAAGGAUUCUGACAAUGAUGAACACGUCAAAGAAGCAUUGAGAGCCAUAGAUGAAGCAGGCUGUGAUAUCUUGACACGGCGACGUGUCCGCGAACGAGGAGAAGCACCCGGUGCAUUGUGGCACAUCUACGCAGCCCGUGACGCUGAUAAGAUUCGAGAUCUGUUGAAUGCCGUGGCGUUAGAACGCGGUGCACGUUUGGAACCCCAUCACGAUCCAAUACACGACCAGAGUUGCUAUCUCGAUGGACCAUUGCGGGAACGCUUGUACCGCGAAUAUGGUGUGGAAGGAUACGCUAUCGUCCAGUGCCUAGGUGACGCAGUAUUCGUGCCGGCCGGCGCACCUCAUCAAGUUCGUAAUCUUCAUAAUUGUAUAAAAGUUGCGGAGGAUUUCGUAUCGCCGGAGAACGUCUCACAUUGUUUCCACCUUACGCAAGAGUUCCGCGCGUUAUCGGACACGCACACCAACCACGAAGACAAGCUACAGAUCAAGAACAUCAUCUACCAUGCGGUGAAGGAUUCCCUGACUGUUCUGUCAAACGUGAAGGAAGAAACUCUUGCCAAGACAAAGACCAACAUCGAGAUAAAGAAGGAGGAGACGUAGCCCUAGGCCCCCUGUCGCGGUCGCAAGAGCCGUUGUUUCGACUGAAAUCUCACUGUAGUCCAGUGAGUACAACCUGUUGCCGCCCCUCUGUGCUCUCCUGAACGAGCGUGUAUGCUGCGUAUACACGCGAAUCAGAUCGGGAUGUUGGGAGGAUCUGAUGAUUUAAGAUUCUCCGAGAAAAAAAUACCUGUACCGAGGUGCAAGAAUUUGUUGUGAUAUUUGACGAGUAACUCAAAAGUGUGAUUUAAUGGAUAUUGGCUGAGCCAAUGGUGUGUAAGAGCGAGGAGAAGCGACGGAAAAAGGAGUUUAUUCGUUGUUUCAUUUGAAUGUCCUUUUUACAUACUUUUCUUUUGUUUUAUUUUUUUCUUUUCUGUUUCCUUUCUCGAGUAAACGCGAACUGGCGGACAUGAAGUCCCCGCGAGUAUUUUCAUUGAAGCAUUGGAGCCGGUGACACGUGAAUUGCACCGCGGCGUCCGUUUACCAUUGUGAUACCGGGAUGAGGACUUUGCAUCAUACAUUAUUUGUAAUUACUUAUAUCGUGCCUGUAUUCAAUACAUACUGUCUAUAUUAUAUAAAAUGUAGAUAAUCGAUUUUACUGUGUAAUGAAUUCUUACUAUAGCAAGUAACGAGAGGAUUGUCUAGAGGUACCUUUGUGCAAUUAGAUGUCGAAUUAAAAUGCAAGAUGUAAAAGAAAAAAAAAUAACGUUGUUUAGCUGGAUCAAUGAUAAUCGUCGAUCCCCGUGACCGUGCUCUCGUGAUCUGGUGCUUUUGGUAUUCGAUUAUUGAAGACAACAUGAAAGAGAUGAAAAAAAAGGAUGAUAUUCGAGCAAGCGCUUUGCCGAAAUGGCCGAUAUAUAUUUUCUCGCUAGAGUUCUUGUGUUCCGCGCGAUAAGGGCGCAAAAAUGUAAACACUGCCUAACCCGUUGUUCGCGUCAGUCCAGAUAACAGAUAAGGUGGCUUUGGAAUUCGGUGCGUGUCAAAGCACAUUUUAAACGCGUGUUGUAUAAUCUCUCUCGUUGCACUCCGGCAAUAACCGGGAACGAUAUAUACAGUGCGACAGACAAACGACAUCGUUUCGGUUUUUUGUCCUCCGAAAAAUAUAUCGGCUAUGCCGGAGCAAAGUUUGUUUUUUCGCGGUUAGAAAAGUCUGUAUCGCGCUUGUCGUUUUUAAACAGAGGCAUCAGAGCGAAAAGUAACGAAAACGAAAGGCGGUGGGCGCUUUUAACGGAAACAAUUUUGCCGAUAUUAUUAUUGUCCUUCGCGAGAUAUAUGAUCGACCGAGACCUGUACAGACUCUAUUGAAUUUAAUGUUUUUUAUAGAUUGGAUUUUGACGUUGUGGCCCAGUGAUGUGACCCAGUAACAAGGGUGGUGACAAAAAAAAUGAAAAAGAGAGAGAAAGAAAGACAGGGAGAGAACAAGUUACAAAAAAAAAGAAAAAAACGAAAGAAAGAAGAAACAUGAAAUUUAUUAUUUUUGUCAAAUCACGCAAUGAAGAACCG